Molecule: messenger RNA, 1791 nt
Organism: Caenorhabditis remanei
Lineage: Eukaryota; Metazoa; Nematoda; Chromadorea; Rhabditida; Rhabditidae
Exons: 9
Coding region: 1-1791 (596 amino acids)
Source: RefSeq, a predicted model, not a curated record
AUGAUGAUUGGACAGCAGACGGUGAAUGCGUUUGUUGUGAGCAGAGAUGAUUCAACAGAAACUUUUUACGCAUAUUGCAAUUCAAUUGGUCGAGAUCUCAUUAUCGACAAAAAUUUCGUACCGCCAGACGUUGACAUUUUAGGAAAAUGGAUAAAGGUUCUCGUUUGCCACGAAAAUAAAGUAUGCCAAAAUGUUUUAGUUAUCGACGAUCUUUAUGAAUGCAGAGUCAUGCAGGGAUUACCCGAGAUAAAAGUUGAUAUCGAGCACGUUAGUCGCUUUGAAGACAAGUUCGAAAUGUUUCAUCACAAUUUUUUUGGAUUCAUUUGUGAUGUCAGAAACGUGAUCAAAGUUGUUGAACAUGCUGUUUCAUAUAAUGUCUGGAUUGUGCGCCAUAGGGAACCAGGAACCAAUUCCCGUUGGAGAGUUUCAGUCAAACAAGAUAAUGUUGUAUCGAUAAACUUUCAUAACCAUCAACCUGAUCUCAGAGUGGUUGAAGGAGUUAUUCACAGCCACAACGCAGAAGGUGUUGGAUAUACAGCAUGGUCGAAAUCAGAGCCCACACAUCGAAUUUUCAUAAACUAUUCCUUAUGCCCAUCAGAAGAAGACUUGCUCGGAUUAUGGUUCAAAAUUCAACUUGAUGAUAAAAGUGAUGCUCAAAGUCUGGUCUCACGUAUCGACAGUCCGUUUCCAACUCGUGUGAAAUCUAAUGUCGUUGAGAUUCUAGUUCAAUUCGAGUGUGUCCCGAAUGCUUCUGAUCGAGCAGAAGCGUUACAUCAUUCGUAUUUCGGUUAUAUCUGUGACCCAAAAAAUGUUUUACCGGGUCCAGAAACUGGCGAGACUUAUAGUGGAUGGAUUGCAUAUCAUCAUAAAGCUGACACAAGCUCUCGCUGGCGACUGGCAACACAGCAAACUAUAAACGGGCCAUUGUUUCGGGAUCAACGACCAGAAGUCAGAAGUUCUAACAACGAAAACUUUCAAUACCGAAGUCGGUCCUCUUUGAGUCAUCGUCGCUCUCCCUCACCAACAAUCAUAAAUGAAUAUGAUGAAACUGACGAUACUGUAAAUGGGCAAUUGAUGUCUUCCCCGUACACAAACGCGAAAGAACACAAAAGUCCAAUCAAUAGUACCAAAGGAUAUGAGCGUCACAUUCCCAAAUCUCAUCAUUCGUCUCAUUCACCCUCCACUGCACCUAACAUUAAUAACAGUCGUCAGAUCAAUAACCACUUCCCAAGAGAUUCCUCUCCACAACUCAAUAUUUCAGUCAGUCGUCCUAUAGAAUAUUCGCAGAGAAACCAAACGAUGAAUCAUCGGUCUCCGAGUAAUCAAUCAUUUAGAGGUGAAACUACAGACGACUCUGAAUAUUAUGAAGAUUCUGAUGAAGAAUUCAAAGAUUUGGCUCCUUAUGGAAGAUUCGAGGGUCUCGAGAAUACCAUGACAGAAGAAGAUAGAUGCUCUCCAUUGCCUCAAAAAUCUCGAGAAAUUAGUACUACAAAAAAUCAGAAAUACGGAUAUAAUGAUGAUCAUCAGUCAACUUCCACUUACAUGGCAGUCAACCAAUAUGGAGACUCCAAUCAUAUUCCUGAUCAAAAUGCGCAUCAGACCGAGACAAAAAAUCAGAAAACGUCAGAGAAGCGAGAGAUCCUUCGUCUUAAACUGGAAAAACGCGAGAUGGAGGCCUAUUUCUCAACACUCGUCGCGGAUGCAGAAGUUUUGGAGGAAUUGCGAUUCGCAGACAUCGAGAAAUUCGAGGAACUUAUGAGAAUUAUCGAAGAAGAUCAAAUCAAAAAUUAA